AUGGAGGCUAAAAUUGGUGGGAAGUCUCGUCAUUUCUAUGGUCCGGUGGUGUCGGAUUUAAAGGCAGUUGGGAAAAGGAGUUUAGAAUGGGAUUUAAAUGACUGGAAAUGGGACGGCGAUCUUUUUACAGCUAGUCCAUUGAAUUCUGUACCAUCAGAUUGCCGGAGUAGGCAGUUGUUCCCUACUGGACCUGAACUUCCUGAGAAUGUGGGUAUAUCAAACAGCUCAUGUUCUUGUUCAGAUGACAAUGACAACCAAGGGAAUGAGAAAGGAAAGAGAGAAUUGGAGAAGAGGAGAAGGGUUGUUUUUGUUGAAGAUGAAGACUUGAAUGAUGAGGCUCGAUCCCUUAAUUUGAAGCUAGGUGAACAAGUCUACCCUAUCAUGGAUGAAGAUGCUAAGAGUGGAAAGAAGACAAAGGUUACUAUGACUGCUUCAAAUCGUGCAGUUUGUCAGGUGGAGGAUUGUAAGGCUGAUCUGAGCAAUGCCAAGGAUUAUCACCGACGACAUAAGGUUUGCAAUGUGCAUUCUAAGGCCUGUAAGGCAUUGGUGGGGAAUGUUAUGCAGAGGUUUUGCCAGCAAUGUAGCAGGUUUCAUGUUCUUCAAGAGUUUGAUGAAGGGAAAAGAAGCUGCCGCAGGCGUUUGGCUGGCCAUAACAAGCGGAGGAGGAAGACACAUCCUGAAAAUGUAGUCAACGAAGGUUCCUUGAAUGAUGAAAAGGGUAGCAGCUAUCUGCUGAUAAGUUUACUGAGGAUUCUCUCAAAUUUGCACUCAAAUAGCUCUGAUCAAACAAAGGAUCAGGAUUUGCUUUCUCAUCUAUUGAGGAGCCUCUCCAAUCUAGCUGGUACAACUAAUGGAAGGAGCCUAUCUGGAUUACUGCAAGGAUCUCCAGGUUUGGCCAAUGCCGGAGCAACAGUUGGGAAUCUUAAAAAAGUGCAAGAUGCGCUUACAAAUGGUCCUGAAUCUGCCAGGCCUUCUAGUUCAGCUUCUAAGAAAGAUGAUUGCAUUAACUCUCAGAAUCCUCUAAGGCCUUUGGGUCAAUGUGGGACCCCGCCAGUUUCUGAUUUGGUACAGAAAAGAAUAUUGGAUAAUGAUGUUCAGGGUGGAAAACUUCAAGCUCGUUCAGGUUCACAGUCUAUAUCAUUGUUCCCAUCAGGAAACAACCUUCCAGCCAAAACAAAUGAACGAGAGGCUACUGUUGGCAGAAUCAAGUUGAAUAACUUUGACUUGAAUAAUGCUUAUGAUGAUUCCCAAGAUUAUGUAGAGAACCUAGAGAGGUCUCAUGCCCCUGUAAACACAGGUACGGGCCCUUUCAAUUGCCCUUUAUGGGUACAGUCAGACUCACACAAGACAAGCCCUCCGCAUAUGAGUGGGAACUCUGAUUCAACUUCUAGCCAGUCGCCAUCUAGUUCUAGUGGAGAGGCUCAGAAUCGUACAGACAGAAUCGUUUUUAAACUCUUUGGAAAAGACCCGAAUGAUUUCCCAGUUGCUCUGCGAACACAGAUCCUUGAUUGGCUAUCCCACAGUCCCACCGACAUUGAGAGCUAUAUAAGGCCAGGAUGUAUUGUAUUAACGAUAUAUCUGUGCCUCAAAAAAUCAAAAUGGGAGGAGGUUUGUCUUGAUCUGGGAGCAAGUUUGAGUAGGCUUCUUGGUACAUCUAGUGACUCUUUUUGGCAAACAGGAUGGGUGUAUGUUAGGGUGCAGAAUUGUGCAACCUUUAUUUAUAAUGGUAGAGUUGUUUUAGACACACCUUUACCUAUAAAGAACCAUAAGAAAUGCAGGAUCUCAAGCAUUACACCAAUUGCUGUCUCUUUGUCUGAGAGAACUCAAUUUGUAGUCAGAGGCUUUAACUUUGUUGGACCCAUGACAAGGCUACUUUGUGCUGUUGAAGGAAAAUAUCUGGUCCAGGAAACUUGUUAUGACUUAGUGGAUGUUGCCGAUACGAUGAAAGAGCAUGACAAACCCCAGUGCUUGAACUUUCAGUGCUCUGUACCAAAUUUUGUUGGAAGAGGCUUUAUUGAGGUUGAAGACCAUGGUCUCAGUAGCAGCUUUUUCCCAUUCAUUGUUGCAGAGCCAGAAGUAUGUUCAGAGAUCCGAAUGCUGGAGGAUGCAAUUCAUGUGGCCGAAACUGGUACUGACGUGCAUACAAUAGCUGAAAGAAUGGACAUCAAGAAUCAAGCGUUAGACUUCAUACAUGAAAUGGGUUGGCUUCUACAUAGAAGUCACUUGAAGUUUAGACUGGGGCAGUUGGAUCCCAACUUGGAUCUCUUCCCUUUCAAACGCUUUGAAUGGCUUGUACAAUUCUCCAUGGACCAUGACUGGUGUGCCGUGGUAAGAAAACUCUUGGCCAUUGUGCUUGAUGGAACAGUAGAUGCUGGAGAGCAUUCCUCAACUGAGCUCGCACUGUUAGAUAUGGGUCUUCUCCACAAAGCUGUGCGAAGAAAUUGCAGGCCCAUGGUGGAACUGCUAUUAAGAUACAUCCCAGAUAAACAAUUGGGUGGACCGGGCAAUCAGCAGAGUCAACUGGUUGAUGGGCGCAAUAGCAGAUUCAUGUUUAAGCCUGAUGCUGUUGGGCCAGCUGGAUUGACUCCUCUUCAUGUGGCAGCUUGUAGGGAUGGUGCUGAGAAUGUGUUAGAUGCCUUGACUGAUGAUCCUGGAUUGGUGGGCAUCGAUGCAUGGAAGAAAUCUCAUGACAGCACUGGUUUGACACCUUAUGAUUAUGCAUGCCUUCGAGGUCAUUACUCUUACAUUCAUCUCAUCCAGAGGAAAAUUAAUAAACAAUCGGAAAGUGGGCACGCAGUGCUUGACAUCCCUAGUUCCCUUGUGAAUUGCAAUCCCAAGCAAAAAGAAGGGCAUAAAUUACCAAAACUUACCAGCUUGCACACCGAGAAGAUUGAAAAGAGAGCAAUGCAGCAGCACUGCAAGGUAUGCAAGCAGAAGCCGGUUUAUGGUGCAGCUAGAACAUCCCUUGUCUACCGGCCAGCAAUGCUCUCAAUGGUGGCCAUUGCAGCCGUCUGUGUGUGUGUAGCGUUGCUCUUCAAGAGCUCUCCUGAAGUUCUUUACGUGUUCCAGCCUUUCAGAUGGGAAUUACUGAAGUAUGGAUCAAGCUAA
Molecule: messenger RNA, 3108 nt
Organism: Dovyalis caffra
Lineage: Eukaryota; Viridiplantae; Streptophyta; Magnoliopsida; Malpighiales; Salicaceae
Source: the annotation of a GenBank genome assembly